Notechis scutatus (mainland tiger snake) is the source of this 1213-nucleotide messenger RNA. The record is from RefSeq and is a predicted model, not a curated record. NCBI's taxonomy places the organism in Eukaryota, Metazoa, Chordata, Lepidosauria, Squamata, Elapidae.
CGUUUAUUUUAUUAAAUUACAUUUCUAUGCCACGCAUCUAUCUAGAGCUUCACCCUCUGCCCUGCACUGGGCUGCCCGUUUCCCACAAAUCUUGCCUUGUGGUUGCUUCUGCAAACCACCAUUCCUGGCACUAGGAUGGAAGCCCUGCAUUUCUUGAAGGUGGGUGGGUGGGAGAUGCUGCCCAGCUUCCCUUUGCUAGAGGAGGGUCAAUCUGCAAAGUGCAGCGGUGGUGCAACCCUAAACCUGCUGAGAAUUAAACCCUUUUGGUGGAAUUUGACAACUAUCACAAUGCCAUUAACGUUGCAUUAUCAGAGAAACACAGAUUCCUGACCACAAAGCUAGGAUUUCCCACUUAGGUUGCAUAAAGUGGUGGCAAAAUCGAAUUUUCACAGGCUGUCUUUAGGUGCAAGAUAUUGUGUCAUCUUUUCAGACAGGUGUUCAUGUGUGUGUGGUUUAUUUUUAUUGCAUCAGGAGAGCCUGGCAAUCUUAGGAUGUUCUUAACACUCUGGGUUGUUUGUGCUGUUAUCUGGUAUUCCACAGAUUUCUUUACCCACAAAUAAUGACCUUGUACUUUGUAAUCAGGUAACAAUGGCUACCACCGUAAAGUCAGAUGAACACAAAAAUAAGCGUAAAAAGGAGGCAAAGAAUGAAACUUCAGGAACUGCACAAUUGGGUUUUUUUGAAAAAAAUGAUCCGAUUCCUGAAAGCUCCCAGAAAUUUCAUAAAACUGAUACUUUGGAAACCAUUUUAAAGGAUACAGGCAAAGAAAUCAAUGCUCUAUUAUCAAAGUAUGCACAAAUUUUGAGUGAGAGAGCAGCAAUGGAUGCUUCGUAUGUAGAGGAGCUUGAAGGAAUCCUGAAAGAAGCUUCUUCUAUAGAACAUCACCUGAAGUUGAAAAGGGAGAAUCUGAGGCACAGUUUUGCAGCAAUUGCAGGCCCUCUACAAAAUGAAGAGGGUGUAUCUGGCAAAUGAUUUGAGGCAUGCGCUUACUGGUUCCGUUGUAUGGGAGAGGGGGAGCCUUUUAACUUCCAUGACAUUUGUACUUCCUUUUUUAUUGAUUUAGAGAAUAGUUCAUAAUUUCAGAACUGUAUAACUUAGAAGGAGCCUCAGUAGUUUUAAUUCAAUUAUAAUUAAGAUGCUGGUUUAGAACAGUUAUGUAGGACUGCUUUUCUAUGGAAAGGCUUAUUAACCUUUCUUUGAAUGACAGAAUGGA